Molecule: messenger RNA, 678 nt
Organism: Colletotrichum phormii
Lineage: Eukaryota; Fungi; Ascomycota; Sordariomycetes; Glomerellales; Glomerellaceae
Exons: 3
Source: RefSeq, a predicted model, not a curated record
UCCAGCAUCGAGGCUGGUGUGGACGCUUCUUCAACUCACUUUCCUUACCCUACCAUUUCUAUCCCACCACCGCUCGCCGAGUUCGAUUUCCGUGUUGCGGUGAGGUUCGACGCCCAGGAGACGAAGACUACGGCCGAGGGAGUGGAGGAGGCUGAGUUGGCGGAGGGAGUUCGCGGUUCCUGGUCUGGUUCGCUUGGGUCGGGGGCCGUCAUCGCAGGCGGGCAUGACCUCGACAUGACGACACUGAAAGAUAAGAGCCUGCACGAAAUAGUCACGGCCUUCAAACUUCGAACUAGUGAUGGGGAACCAGCUGUCCUUGAGAUGGAUACGAGAGGGCUUUUAUGUGGCCCGACUGAUGUUCUUGACGGCAUUGCUCAUAGGUCGGAGAGUGAGGCAAGAAUCGAUCCGAGGAGGUAUAGCUACCGAGUGACUGUCAACUUGAGUACGACGGAUGAGCGGUAUGUUGAGAAGGUAAGGGGUGUGCUGUGGGUUGGGAGUGGGAUAUGGGAUCGGGAUGAGCUUGUCAUUGAGUACGAAGUCCUUCAAAGGGAUGAUAUUGAUUACGUUGCUGACAUGUUGAUAGUAUCUAUCGAAUUGGCUGAGUAUAAUUUGUAUGAAAGUGGAAGAAUCGAAGUAGACCAAUGUGUGCGUAGCUUUCUUUUCAUCGGACUCUUCUGA